Molecule: messenger RNA, 1227 nt
Organism: Danio aesculapii
Lineage: Eukaryota; Metazoa; Chordata; Actinopteri; Cypriniformes; Danionidae
Product: CMP-N-acetylneuraminate-beta-galactosamide-alpha-2,3-sialyltransferase 2
Exons: 6
Coding region: 13-1005 (330 amino acids)
Molecular function (GO): beta-galactoside (CMP) alpha-2,3-sialyltransferase activity
Source: RefSeq, a predicted model, not a curated record
GCUUUCAAAAGCAUGUUCUGUAGGAAUCACAUAAAGACCAUCUUCAUGGUUCUGCUGAGCACCACCAUCUGUACCCUAACCAUCAAUAAUGUUCCUUACAAAGACAUUAUGAAGAGCGCGAUGAACAACAGCAUAGUGGAGCAUUUCUUUCAUGAAGAAGCCUGUGCGUGUAUGGAGCGAUGUUUGGCUGCCAGUGAAGACAAGUGGUUCACGGAACGAUUCAGAAGAGAGGUCCCGCCGCUGCUGUCCCUCUGCAACAGCACUCUUCCAGAUCACAUCUACACAUGGUGGCAGAGUCUGCAGUCAAAGAGCAAAACUAGUUACUCUAAGGUGAUUCAGGAACUGUUCACGGUUGUUCCUGGAGAAGGACACUACACAGACGCUGGUCCUGAUCGCUGCAGAACCUGUGCUGUGGUGGGAAACUCCGGAAAUCUCCUAGGAACCAAAUAUGGAAAGCUUAUUGACAACCACGACUUUGUGUUUAGGAUGAAUAAGGCACCGAUUAAAGGUUAUGAGAAGGAUGUGGGGUCGAGGACGACCCACCGUAUCAUGUACCCAGAAAGUGCCACUCAUCUGGACAACAGCACCCACCUGCUGCUGGUGCCCUUCAAAACACUGGACCUCCAGUGGCUCACCAGCGCUUUAACUAAUGGGACCAUCAAGCGAACACGAAUGAAGGUUAUCAACAAGAUACAAGCCGACAAGAACAAGGUGAUGGUAAUGCACCCUGCUUUCAUGCAUUACGUGCACAAUACAUGGCUGCAUAUUAAAGCUCGAAGAUCUUAUCCAUCCACCGGCAUCCUUGUGUUAAUGUUCGCCCUCCACAUCUGCGACCAGGUCAGCGUGUUUGGCUUUGGCGCGGACAGCAAAGGCAAUUGGUAUCACUAUUUCGAAAAGAUACCCAGGUUCUUCAGGCGCAGCGGCAUACACAGGGGAGGGAUUGAGCAUGAGAUCAUUAAAGAGCUUCAGAAAAGAAAACUGAUCGAUCUUUACAAAGGAUGGUGAGGAGGACAAUAAGCUUGAUGUUGUUUAAUGAUAAUUGAUUGGUACUUUAUGAUAAGUAUAUUGUGAUAUACAAGUUGAAGUCUGAAUUAUUAGCUCCUCCUGCUACUGUUUGUACACUACCCUCCACUACUACAACUGUUUGUUUUUGCUCCAAUUUGCAAGUACAUACCAACCAAGGGUCGCAAAUCUGUCUGAUAAUCUAAAAAUCCAUAUCAUUUGUAA